This is a messenger RNA of Cricetulus griseus (Chinese hamster), 1224 nucleotides long. NCBI's taxonomy places the organism in Eukaryota, Metazoa, Chordata, Mammalia, Rodentia, Cricetidae. The record is from RefSeq and is a predicted model, not a curated record.
AUGCAGAGAUCGCCGCCCGGCUACGGCGCACAGGACGACCCGCCCUCCCGCCGCGACUGUGCAUGGGCUCCCGGACUCGGGGCCGCUGCUGAGCCGCGCGGCCUCCCUGUCACCAACGUCUCGCCUGCGGAGCCCUCCUCGCCGUCCAGCCUUCCGCGGAGCCCACCGCGCAGCCCCGAGUCAGGGCGCUAUGGCUUAGGCCGCGGAGAGCGCCAAACGGCCGACGAGUUGCGCAUCCGGCGGCCAAUGAAUGCUUUCAUGGUGUGGGCGAAGGACGAGCGCAAGCGACUGGCGCAGCAAAAUCCGGAUCUGCACAACGCAGUGCUGAGCAAGAUGCUGGGCAAAGCGUGGAAGGAGCUGAACACAGCGGAGAAGCGGCCCUUCGUGGAAGAGGCCGAACGGCUGCGUGUACAGCACUUGCGUGACCAUCCCAACUACAAGUACCGGCCUCGCCGCAAAAAACAGGCGCGCAAGGCCCGGAGGCUGGAGCCCGGCCUCUUGCUCCCGGGCCUCGUGCAGCCGUCUGCGCCACCUGAGCCCUUCCCUGCAGCUCCAGGCUCGGCCCGCUCCUUCCGCGAGCUGCCCACACUGGGCGCGGAGUUCGAUGGCUUGGGGUUACCCACGCCCGAGCGCUCGCCUCUGGACGGCCUGGAGCCUGGCGAGGCCUCCUUCUUCCCACCACCUUUGGCGCCCGAGGACUGCGCUGUGCGGGCUUUCCGGGCGCCCUAUGCCCCCGAGCUAGCACGGGACCCUAGCUUCUGCUACGGGGCGCCCCUGGCCGAGGCGCUCAGGACCGCGCCGCCUGCCGCGCCGCUCGCGGGCCUCUACUACGGCACCCUGGGCACGCCAGGACCGUAUCCCAGUCCUCUGUCACCACCACCUGAGGCCGCGCCUCUUGAGGGAACAGAGCAACUGGAGCCUACCGCCGACCUUUGGGCUGAUGUGGACCUCACCGAAUUCGACCAGUAUCUCAACUGCAGCCGGACUCGACCAGAUGCCACUGCACUUCCCUAUCACGUGGCGUUGGCCAAACUGGGUCCGCGCGCCAUGUCCUGUCCAGAGGAAAGUAGCCUCAUUUCUGCGCUGUCUGACGCCAGCAGCGCAGUCUAUUACAGCGCCUGUAUCUCAGGUUAGGCACUGCCCUUGCCCUCCAGCGCUUCAGCAUGUGGCCAAACGGCAGGGUCCUGCCUGCUCCCUUCCUUUCGCAGAUGUAUGUUAGGUAUG